Molecule: messenger RNA, 3507 nt
Organism: Carya illinoinensis
Lineage: Eukaryota; Viridiplantae; Streptophyta; Magnoliopsida; Fagales; Juglandaceae
Product: dynamin-2A-like
Exons: 22
Coding region: 291-3080 (929 amino acids)
Cellular component (GO): microtubule; membrane; cytoplasm
Molecular function (GO): microtubule binding; GTPase activity; GTP binding
Source: RefSeq, a predicted model, not a curated record
CAAGAUUCAAAAUAUAGAGAGAGAGGCAGUGGACAGAGAGAGAGGGGGGUUAUUCUUUCUUUAGCAUUUCCUCUCGUCCUUCCUUUUGCCUUCGAUUAAUCGAAAUUCAAGCCCUAAAUCUUCUAAUCAAGGCACGAAUAGAUCUAAUUCCCACAGAUCUCUCUGAUUCCGUUCCCUUCUGUUCGGGUUUCACUCCGAUCGAUCGCCCUCUCACCUCGUUCUCACUUUUAAUUGUCUGAAGGGGUUAUAUCUGUUGGGAUCAGAUCGUCGAUCUCUGAAAUAUCGGGUCUAUGGAGGCGAUCGAAGAGUUGGCUCAGCUAUCGGAGUCGAUGCGGCAAGCUGCGGCUCUGCUUGCCGACGAAGACGUUGACGAAAACACCGGGUCCUCAUCCGGUUCUUCUAGAAGGGCAUCUACUUUCCUCAAUGUCGUAGCUCUUGGCAAUGUUGGUGCUGGUAAAUCUGCAGUUUUGAACAGUUUAAUAGGGCAUCCCGUUUUGCCAACUGGUGAAAACGGUGCCACUCGAGCUCCCAUAAGUAUUGAUUUACAGAGGGAUGGUUCUUUGAGCAGCAAAUCGAUUAUUUUGCAGAUUGACAAUAAGUCUCAACAAGUUUCUGCAAGUGCAUUGCGUCAUUCUCUACAGGAUAGAUUGAGUAAGGGUUCCUCGGGCAAGAGUCGAGAUGAAAUAUAUUUGAAGCUACGCACAAGUACAGCUCCUCCCUUGAAGUUGGUUGAUUUACCCGGGCUGGAUCAACGGAUCAUGGAUGACUCGCUGGUUAGUGAAUAUGCUGAGCACAACGACGCCAUUCUGCUAGUUAUAGUACCUGCCUCACAGGCACCUGAAAUUGCUUCAUCUCGAGCCAUCAGAGUUGCCAAGGAAUAUGAUGGAGAUGGUACCAGAACCAUUGGUGUGAUUAGUAAAAUAGAUCAAGCUGCAUCGGAUCAGAAAUCUCUAGCUGCAGUUCAGGCUCUCCUGUUAAAUCAGGGUCCAUCGAGGGUAUCCGAUAUCCCGUGGGUUGCUUUGAUAGGUCAAUCAGUGUCAAUAGCCUCUGCACAAUCUGGAUCAGUUGGCUCAGAGAGUUCUUUGGAAACUGCAUGGAGGGCAGAGAGUGAAAGUCUCAAGUCCAUACUAACUGGAGCCCCACAAAGUAAGCUUGGGAGAAUAGCUUUGGUGGAUGCUCUGUCACAGCAGAUUCGGAAUCGCAUGAAAGUUCGGCUUCCAAAUCUCCUCUCUGGGUUACAAGGGAAGUCUCAAAUAGUUCAGGAUGAGCUGGUAAGGCUUGGUGAGCAAAUGGUCCAAAGUUCUGAGGGCACCCGAGCUCUAGCAUUGGAACUUUGCCGUGAAUUUGAGGAUAGGUUUCUCCUGCAUGUUACAUCUGGAGAGGGUGCUGGUUGGAAAAUUGUUGCCAGUUUUGAGGGGACCUUUCCAAAUAGAAUGAAGCAGCUUCCUUUAGACAGGCAUUUCGAUAUCAACAAUGUCAAGAGGAUUGUGUUGGAAGCGGAUGGCUAUCAGCCAUAUCUCAUUUCCCCUGAAAAGGGUUUAAGAUCCUUGAUUAAAGGUGUCUUGGAGCUUGCAAAAGAACCAUCUAGGCUUUGUGUUGAUGAGGUGCACCGUGUCCUGGUAGAUAUAGUUUCUGCCUCUGCAAAUGCUACCCCAGGUCUUGGAAGAUACCCUCCUUUCAAGAGAGAGGUUGUGGCCAUUGCAAGUGCUGCCUUAGAUGGGUUUAAGAAUGAAGCAAGGAAAAUGGUUGUUGCGCUCGUGGAUAUGGAGCGGGCUUUUGUACCCCCCCAACACUUCAUACGUUUAGUGCAAAGGAGGAUGGAGAGACAGCGCCGAGAGGAGGAGCUUAAAACUCGAUCUUCAAAAAAGGGGCAUGAGGCAGAGCAGGCAACACUAAACAGGGCAACUAGUCCUCAAACAGGUGGUCAGCAGGCUGGUGGAAGCUUGAAAUCAAUGAAGGACAAAUCUGGUCAGGCAGAGAAAGACGUUCAGGAGAAUUCAGGUUUAAAGACUGCAGGUCCUGAAGGAGAAAUAACAGCAGGUUUUAUGUUAAAGAAAAGUGCAAAAACUAAUGGAUGGAGCCGUCGGUGGUUUGUUUUGAAUGAGAAGACUGGAAAGCUUGGUUACACCAAAAAGCAGGAGGAAAGAAAUUUUCGAGGAGUCAUCACUUUGGAGGAAUGUAAUAUUGAAGAGGUAUCAGAUGAGGAAGAACCUUCAUCAAAGAGUUCGAAGGAUAAGAAGGCUAAUGGGCCAGAUUCUGGAAAAGCACCAAGUCUUUUGUUCAAGAUCACUAGCAAGGUUCCAUAUAAAACCGUUUUGAAAGCCCAUAGUGCUGUUGUAUUGAAGGCUGAGAGUGUGGCCGAUAAGAGUGAAUGGAUGAAUAAGAUAAGAAAUGUUAUUCAACCUUCUAGAGGAGGACAGAUGAAGAGUGAAGGUGGUAUGCGACAAAGCCAUUCUGAUGGUUAUCUGGAUACAAUGGCUCGAAAACCAGCUGAUCCUGAAGAAGAGCUUCGGUGGAUGUCUCAAGAAGUACGUGGUUAUGUUGAAGCAGUUUUGAACAGUUUGGCUGCAAAUGUUCCCAAAGCAGUUGUUCUUUGCCAAGUCGAGAAAGCGAAGGAAGACAUGUUAAAUCAGUUGUAUAGCUCCGUCAGUGCACAAAGCACAGCAAGGAUUGAAGAGUUGCUUCAGGAGGACCGGAAUGUAAAAGGUAGGAGGGAACGCUACCAAAAGCAGUCUUCUCUUCUUUCAAAACUAACUCGCCAACUUAGCGUUCAUGACAACCAGGCCGCUGCUGCCUCCAACUGGUCUAAUGGUGGUGGAACAGAAAGCAGCCCAAGGACCAAUGGUCCAUCUGGAGAUGACUGGAGAUCUGCUUUUGAUGCAGCUGCUAAUGGCUCUGUUGAUUAUAAUUCCUAUGGUGAUAAUUCUAGAUCUGGAUCCAACGGUCACAGCCGACAUCACAGCGACCCAGCGCAAAAUGGGGAUGUGAACUCUGGUUCAAACUCCGGCAGCCGACGUACACCUAAUCGGUUGCCCCCGCCACCACCACAGUCUGGCUCUUUGAGUUACAAAUAUUAUUAAAAGAUGGACGUAUAUUGGUUGACGACUUGUAUUUUCAAAGCAUUUUUGGUGGGUGAGACCAUUCAGCCCGACUGCAUUCUCUAUUCCUGGGUCAGAAUCAUUAGAAGGAAAGGAGAAACGCGUGCGAGAGAGAGAUAGAGAGAGAGAGAGUUCGUGUACAUAAAAGACUACAGCUCGUCGGUUUCAAGUUCUCAUAGCUUGGCCCUGUGUCACAUAGAUGGAUUGAAGGUUCACUCGAAAUCCAGUUAUUAUAUUCUAUUCAAUUUUUCCUCUUUAUAAAGUUGUUAUGUUCUUAUUUCUCUGCUCAUUUUUGGAUGCUAUAGAAUGUAUUUGCUUGUAUUGAUUCAGAUUACGUGUACUUUCCAUUUCUGAUGGCCUUGUAACACGUGGAACAUCUUUUCAAUUGAAGGCUACAUUCUGUUGUCAA